Messenger RNA from Galleria mellonella (greater wax moth), 783 nucleotides. RefSeq lists its product as uncharacterized. The transcript is spliced from 4 exons. The coding region runs from base 77 to 781 and encodes 234 amino acids. The record is from RefSeq and is a predicted model, not a curated record. Lineage: Eukaryota; Metazoa; Arthropoda; Insecta; Lepidoptera; Pyralidae.
AGUUGCGUAUAUAUCUAUUACAGACAUUACUAUAAGAGUGACAUUAUUUACAUAUUUUUUUCACCAAAAUUUUGUAAUGGCUAUAUUUGAUGUUUUUAAUCCUUUACAAAAUAUUACGCCAAAAUUUAUAGAAGAGCAAAUUAAUGAAAUAGUGGAAUGGUUUGAUGCGAACUCAAAACCACUGCUUGUAAUCAAAGAUGGAGACCCCAUAAAUGUAAUAACCAUUGAGCAAUUAAUAGAUUUUUUAAAACUAAGAAAGUUUCAUAGAAGGAGUUUUCAUUACCCGAGUUAUGCUGAAAUAAUGAAUGAAGCAGAAAAACUUAAGGCUGGUGUGACCAGAAUGUUAACAAAAGAGCAAUUUAUAUACAUAUUAGAUAAAUGGAUAGUAGAAACUAAUUUGAAACAUGAGUUAGGUCUUGCUUUUAAGAUAUUUGACACAGAAAAACGAAAUUUUCUAGAAAUCGAUGAAAUUCGCACUAUUGUUACUACUUAUGGAGAUAUAUUCAAUGAAGCUGAAACUUUAGAAUUAUUGCGUGAUGCAAAUGUGCGAGGUGAUGGGAAUGUGUUUUAUGAAGACUUCAUAGAAAGCUUAUUUAGCGUUGCUCCUGAAAUGAAUAACAUAAAAACAGAAUAUUUAUAUGAAAAUCCUGACGAAGAUCCAUCUAUACCUCCUGAACCAGUAGUAGAAGAAAAGCCACCAGCUCAAAAAGUAUUGCCAACACCACCACCUUCGGCUCCACCGCCUCAACCUACGUCGAGUAAGAAAGAAAAAAAGAAAUAAAA